This is a messenger RNA of Polychytrium aggregatum, 471 nucleotides long. RefSeq lists its product as uncharacterized. NCBI's taxonomy places the organism in Eukaryota, Fungi, Chytridiomycota, Chytridiomycetes, Polychytriales. The transcript has a single exon. The record is from RefSeq and is a predicted model, not a curated record. The coding region runs from base 1 to 471 and encodes 156 amino acids.
AUGAGCAACGCAACACAGGGAAAGACGAGCUCACUGGCCACCGACACUGUGGUGUGGCGCCGUGAUUUUGUGAGUCGCCAUCGACGGGGGCAGGUUGCUGAUUGGGGUUUCAUCCAAGGGCGGGCCAUUCAAUCGAUCCUUGCCGUGUCCUGGCGGCGACCUGGACGGCACAAACGGCAAGGGAGCGUGAGAAGCAAACUUGGAGGCGCGAUUGAGCAGAAGCAAGUGCAGGAGCAGGAGCAGGAGCAGGAGCAGGAGCAGGAGCAGGAGCAGGAGCAGGAGCAGGAGCAGGAGCAGGAGCAGGAGCAGGAGCAGGAGCAGGAGCAGGAGCAGGAGCAGGAGCAGGAGCAGGAGCAGGAGCAGGAGCAGGAGCAGGAGCAGGAGCAGGAGCAGGAGCAGGAGCAGGAGCAGGAGCAGGAGCAGGAGCAGGAGCAGGAGCAGGAGCAGCGUUCGUACCAAAAGCACCACUGA